Molecule: messenger RNA, 765 nt
Organism: Lolium rigidum
Lineage: Eukaryota; Viridiplantae; Streptophyta; Magnoliopsida; Poales; Poaceae
Product: flowering-promoting factor 1-like protein 4
Exons: 1
Coding region: 109-435 (108 amino acids)
Biological process (GO): regulation of flower development
Source: RefSeq, a predicted model, not a curated record
CUCCCUCCCCUCUGCACCAUCAAUCACCAUUAGCGAUCGAUCACCUCUGAAAUCUACCUAGCUCUUAGCCUACAGGUCAGCUCAAGUAGGUAUAGUCUAGCUAGCAGCAUGACUGGCGUGUGGGUGUUCGAGGACGGGAUCGUGAGGCGGGCGGACAGCGAGGCGCCCGGCCGCAGUAGCGGCGGAGCCCCGCCGGGCAAGGCGCUGGUGCACGUGCCGAGCGGCGAGGUGGUGACCUCGUACGAGAUCCUGGAACGACGGCUGCGGGAGCUAGGGUGGGAGCGCUACCUCAACGACCCCUGCCUGCUCCAGUUCCACCAGCGCUCCACCGUGCACCUCAUCUCCGUCCCGCGCGACUUCGCCCGCCUCAAGCUCGUCCACAUGUACGACGUCGUCGUCAAGACCCGCAACGUCUUCGAGGUCCGCGACGCCUGAGAGCCUCCCGGCCUGUUUUGUGUCCCCUCGAGAUGGCGGCGGAGGCGACGUCGGCUACGCUGCCACCAUAUAUACACCUGUACGUGGGUAUUGUAUGCUACGAUGGAGCUGCGAGCGAGUACAUGUUCGUAGCUCAGGAAGCGCGAGAUAGCGCUGCCGCGAACUCCGGCGUAUGAGUUUGGGUCAUCUGGCGCUAUCUUCAGGAGACCCCUGUUUGUAUAUAAUCUUUAUUGUAGUGUAUGGUUUGUGAAGCUUGACUGAUCGAUUCCUUGGGUGGAGUCAAUCAUUCAUGCGUUAUAACAUCAAGAAAUAAACAAUCAAUUUUCCUUA